This is a messenger RNA of Trichomonas vaginalis G3, 598 nucleotides long. Its product is annotated as DNA/RNA polymerases family. NCBI's taxonomy places the organism in Eukaryota, Parabasalia, Trichomonadida, Trichomonadidae. The annotation marks the transcript as partial. The transcript has a single exon. The record is from RefSeq and is a predicted model, not a curated record.
AUGCCGGGAAGAUUGAAUGGUGUUAUCAUUUGUGAUACAGCAACAAAGAAAGCAAAAGCACUGGGAAUAAUUAAGAAGAAAAAUACUUUAUUCGUGGCUGAAGUAAAGGGUCACAUUGAUGAAAAAUACAUUAAUGAUUACAUAAACUUUUUACCGAUAAUAAGAAACUUAGAUAUUAUCACAGAUGAAAAAACAAUUGGCAGUUUUAUGUAUAAUUACAUGAAAUCAAACAAUCUACCAGUUGACCAGAAACAGAGAAAAUUAACUCAGUUAGCAUCAACACACAACCAAUAUCAACCAUUUUCUUCUUAUUAUCUUUGGUAUCUAAUAGACAGAUUUCAUUUUAUCAUUGAUGACAUUCAAUCAAUUUUAACAUUUACUAAAAACACUUGUUUUAAUGAAUUUGCGAACAAAUUUAUGAACGAAAGACAAAAGGCUGAAUUAGAAGGAAAUAAAGGAAAAAGUUUAUUUUGCAAGAUUUCACUUAAUGGAUCAUAUGGUUACGAUGCAAUGAAUACACAAAAUUACACAAAGACUAAAAUAAUGAAUGCACAGAAGGCACGCGUUGCAUGUAUGUCAAAUAAGUUUAAAAACAUAA